This is a messenger RNA of Chiloscyllium plagiosum (whitespotted bambooshark), 2904 nucleotides long. Lineage: Eukaryota; Metazoa; Chordata; Chondrichthyes; Orectolobiformes; Hemiscylliidae. The record is from RefSeq and is a predicted model, not a curated record.
CAACUAAAACUGGAAUGCACAGAUACCAAGACAACAUGAUACAGGAAGGAAACUUCUGAAGAAGAUAGGAACCUCUGACUAGCUCAUCACAAUUUCAGUUUAGCAGCAACAAGAGCCUCUGGAAGGAACAGAUCUGCAGUUCACUGGCCCAUGGUCACAGCCUGGGGACACAAGGCUGCAGCCACCUCAGCAACUGAAUGCAGAAUGAAUCAGUGUGUUGGUGACCUUCCUGACUUAACCACUUAAAGCCCUUAAGUGGCAGCUAAUUGACCAAUUAAGGGCUUCAACUCAUCAUUAGGUCAAUGACCUGCCACCCCAGCAGGGGCUGACUGAUUCCGGUGAAUUCCCUCUCGCCUUGCUGCUCCUUCCAGAGUUCCUGUUUCUAAUAGCGACAGUAAACAAGCUGCUAUUGCCUGGGACAUAGCAGAGUUCUCCAGUUCGAAUAACUGGCUCGCCAAAGCUGAAGAAAUCCCGCUGAAUUGGGAGGGGUUUUUUUUCCCUCCUACAAAACAGAGAGAGAGAGAAAUCACAGCUGCCCAUUCGCCGAGGGAAGCUGUUGGUGAAGGGGAGCAGCUCUGCGGGGAGAUGGGGAGCAAGGAGCUGCAGUUCAGCCGAACCACAUCGGCGGGUUACCGUCUGGCAGAGAAACCCAACGCUGGGACCCUCCCUGGCUACGGUAAAGCAGCGGCAGGCAACCGAUCCCAGAGCAAGAACCUUUACCUGGGCACAGUGCAGCAAGACCAAGUGUGGAGAGAGUUCCUCCGAGCUGAAUGGCAGGGACUCAGAGAAUGGGAAAAGAACUGGAGUUUUCUGAAAGAUUAUGAUGACAAGGGAAGACUAAAGGUGAGGGAACCACUACCAGAAUACAUCCCUGUGUUCUCUGACAAAGUUCCAAAUACCACAAAUCAGACAUUUGGCAGUAGAAUAGACUCCCAGCUUGGCCAGACAAUAAUAAGGAUGGACUUUGGGCUUCAGAAAGAGAACCGAAAGAAAAAGCUGGAUAAUGAGCUUGUCCUAGGUUAAAUGAAUGAAAGUUUUUUUAAAAAAAUCAUGAAAUUGAUAUUUGUUCAGGGAAAUAUUUAACUGAUCCUGUUAAAAUAGACAAAUUAAAGACUUAGGCCCCAAGUUAAUAUUUUGGGGCCUAAGAGGGGGAUGUAUCUGGGUUGGGGAAGUAUGUCCAGGGGAGUUUGCAUGGAGACGCAACUUUAAAGUCAAGGAAUCCAAAGCAAUUCUUCAGAUUGUGCUGGUAUUGACAGUAGGAACUCACUCAGACAGAAUGAAAGGCUGGGUAAGCUGUCCAGUGAGAAUGCUUGUGGGACCAGGCCACAGCCACAGGGCAACGGAGCAAAUGGUUCAGGGAUCAGUUGGCAGUGGGUGGGGGAGGGGAUGCUAACAACAUCAUGGCUUGGGUUUACUCCAGCACUGGGACCUUUUAAAAUCUGGUGAGGAGGGACAGCCAUGGCAGUGUAGGCAAAGACAUUGAGGGCAGGGGGUGGUGAAGAUAAGGGCUGGUGAGAAGGAACAGAGCCAUGAGAUGGAUCAAAGGCAUUCGGGGUGUUGCAAACACUCAGGGACUGGAGACCUCAAAGUUGCUGAGAGCUGGGUGGGAGAUUAGAAGCAUCUUGAAGAAAUUAAUUUCAAUCUUUGAAUUUAAUUCCUUUCAUAUUUUGCCCCUUACCAUCUGUACUAUUUUCAACCUGUACAAAUUCUUCUUCCCCAAAGCUCUCUGUGCCUUUGAACGUAGCCUGUUGUACACCCUACCUUUUCACAUUAUUAUUGGUGAUUGCGCCUUUGAUGUCUGGAUCCUGGGUUUAAAUUCAUCCCAAAUGGCAUUGUUUAACAGAUACAAUCCAGGCUUAACAGUCUUACAUCAUAAUGAAUUAAUUAACUCCUAAUUAGUACUGACAGUGUCACUCCAGGCAUUGAAAGAUGACUACUAUGUGAAAUCCGAAGAUCACCUCACAAAGCUGUGCUCUUUUUAGAUUAAGACAGAGACCCAUUAUCAAGUGAAAUGAAUUUUACUCGGUUACACCGAAUCUGGGAAAUGAACACAGAGUAUUAGAAAAUGAUUCCCAGUCCUAACAUUUUUUCAACUUGAGUGCAAAACAUUGCCAGAAUCUGUGACCCUUCAAACAAUUGUUUCUUUGGAAAGCCAUCAGCCAAGAGUCUGUCAGACAUUUUCCCACAGCAUUGAGCAACAACUCGACUAUUGCAUUCCCCCACCCGGCUACAAUGACCAUUGAUGACCUGGCCUUGGUCUACCCUGCAUCUGAGUCCUGAUGUAUCUGCCUAUUACAAAUGUUAGCAGAAGACUUGUGACCAAUAGCAGGAAAUCAAACUGCUUCCUGAGCCAAAGCAAAGCUGACAGCAACAAAUGAAGAACUGAGUGACCUGGGUUGGCUACUUUCUGACGGCCUUUUUGGUACUGAGUGAUGGAGCAUCUUUAACAAAAGUUUAUACUUGUUUGGGAGAUAGAAAUGCUUUUUUUAACUGCUACAUAAUGGUUUUCCUGUGAGCAUUUCUGCAUUAUUGUGUUGCUGUCACACUAACCUGAAGUAGUUUAUGCUGGAAUUCUCCAACAAUUAUCAUCUUUCCCUGUAAUGAAUCCAAAAGUCCAAUUUUGCAAAUGUAUUAAGUAAUUCCUUUGCUUUUAUCAUUUUAUUGAAAACCUAUUUGGCAAGUGUGCCUAUAUAAUUUCUGUAGUGUUUUUAGAAAAGUUAAUUGAAUCUUGGGUGUGAUUGAUGUCCGAGAAAAAGCUUAGAACCAUGUUUGUUUUCCCUGUUGCUAAAAACUGUAAAGUCUUUUAUUCAAAAGUGAAGCCCUUGGGUUGAAUGUUGAUAUUUUAUUCAUGACAUGGAGGUGCCAGUAUUAGACUGGGGUAGACAAAGUCAGAAGGCACAUGAC